UCCAGCAGUUAUGUGAGGAUAGGGCAUGCUUAGCUUGCGUUGAAUAGCAAUUGCUGUGGGUGUUCCCUAACGAUGAGCUACCUUUUUCAGCAAAGCUCUCAGCAACCGUGGCCCAGUGAGCUCAACACUGCUCGCCAGGGCCCUGGCUUGGAGCUAAAGGAUAAAAUAACAGUUGAAUACAUAGGUGAUCCACGCCGCGACGUGGGCGCAAUACAGGCAAACCACCCGGUCCCUUCAAACUGCACAGUGUACUAUUACGAGUUCACCAUCUUGGACCAAGGCCUCUACGGCAAAAUCGCCAUCGGCUUUGCAGAUAAGAACUUCAAGCUCACACGGCAACCUGGGUGGGAAGACAACUCCUACGGCUAUCACGGAGAUGACGGCAAGAAGUUCAUAGGGAACUCCCAUGGAGAAGACUAUGGUCCCACCUUUGGUACGGGCGACACGGUGGGUGCGGGUAUUCACCUCGGCAGACAGGAGCUCUUCUUCACCAAGAACGGCACCAAGCUCAAGCUGGCUCACCGGCCCAUGCGAGCCGGCCUCUACCCCACCAUAGGCCUGCACAGCAAGGGGGAGCGGGUGCAGGUCAACUUUGGUCACAAGCCCUUUGUGUUUGAUCUGGAGGGCAUGCUGGCGGAGGAGCGGUCAGCCCAGCGUGCGGCAGUGGAGCGCAUGCCGUUGUCCCCCGCCGCCAGCCACCAGCUGGUACGACAGUACCUGCUGCACUACGGCUACCAGGCCUCACUGGGGGCCUUCGACGAGGCGGCGGGGCUGGCGGCAGCAGCAGCAACACCGGAAGGAGCAGCAGCAGCAGUAUCAGCACCACCACCUACGUCCUCAGCAGCAGACGCUGCCGCUGCCGCCGAUGUGGCCAGCUCGUCGCUGCCGCUGCGCUGCCGCCUGCGUGCUGCCAUCCAGGGGGGCGACGUGGACGGUGCGGUGGCGCUGCUGGCGGCGCACUGUCCGGCGCUGCUGCGGGGGGAGGAGGAGGCGGGGCGGGGCUACGGGGAUGUGCACUUCCAGCUGGCUUGUCAGAAGUACAUAGAGCUGGUCAGGUGCGCUCGCGUGGAGGAGGCAGUCCAGUUCGCGCAGGCCACCCUCUCCCACCUGGGCGGCCCCUCCUGUGCGGCGCUAGCAGCCCCCCUGCGGGACGUGGUGGCGCUGGUGGCCUACCAGCAGCCCGAGAGCUCGCCUCUGGGGCACCUGCUGGGGCAGCGACAGCGCGAGGCGGUCGCGGAUGCGGUGAACGCUGCCGUACUGGCCGUACUGGCGGAGCAGCAGAGAGUACGACAGGAGGGGGCGGUACGGCAGGGGAAGCAGGAGGA
Molecule: messenger RNA, 1325 nt
Organism: Astrephomene gubernaculifera
Lineage: Eukaryota; Viridiplantae; Chlorophyta; Chlorophyceae; Chlamydomonadales; Astrephomenaceae
Source: the annotation of a GenBank genome assembly